Messenger RNA from Mycotypha africana, 967 nucleotides. RefSeq lists its product as uncharacterized. NCBI's taxonomy places the organism in Eukaryota, Fungi, Mucoromycota, Mucoromycetes, Mucorales, Mycotyphaceae. The record is from RefSeq and is a predicted model, not a curated record. The transcript is spliced from 8 exons. Bases 14 to 925 code for a protein of 303 amino acids.
GAUCACAGAAAAUAUGAAAACAAAGCAAUACAGUACAAAGACAUGGAAUGAACACACUUUGCAUCCCAAGACCUUGACAGCUAAAACCGUGGAUUGGAUCUUUCUGGUUGAUUUACUGAAUUUUUCCUUUUGGAGUGAUCUGGACGUGUCUGAUAAAAAAACACCUCAUCCAGAUCGUUAUGCCAUUCACUAUCAAGGACAAUCUUACACAGGCUACUGGUCUCUGUGUGCUGCCAUUCAUCGGGCGCUCGAUCAAGGUAUUCCUAUCACAGAUCCUGCAUUUUAUGCCAAAGCUUCAGAUCAGCAAAUGAUAGACAUCUUCAAAAGUGAUACCAAAGAAUCAGCACCGAUGAUGGAAGAAAGAAUCAGAGUCAUGAGAGAAGCCGGCAACGUGUUGUGUGAGAAAUUCAACGGUUCUUUUGUCCAUUGCAUUGCUCAAGCGCAACAAUCAGCUGCCAAAUUAUUAGAUAUCAUUGUGGAAAACUUUUCUUCUUUUCGUGACAUUCACGAGUUCCAUGGCAAGAAAGUCUACCUCUUGAAGCGAGCUCAGAUUUUGAUUGCUGAUGUGUGGGCAUGUUUUGAUGGACAAACCUAUGGAGAGUUUCACGAUAUUGAUUGCAUCACCAUGUUUGCAGAUUAUAGAGUACCUCAAGCGCUCUAUCAACUGGGCUUAUUGGAAUAUUCAGAUGAACUCUUGAAAAAGCUGCACAAUAGAGACUACUUUCCUUCCGGCUGCGAACAAGAAGUAGAAAUACGCGGCAACUCCAUUUGGGCUGUCGAGUUGGUUCGAAGGAAAAUGCUCGACAUGGAUCCUUCACUCCACGUCAAUGCUAUCUUGAUUGAUUUCUACGUGUGGGAUAUGGCCAAAGAUAUUCAAGAUCAAAUGACCGUGCCUACGCAUCGUACGAGAAGUUGUUUCUAUUAAUGUCAUUAAACAGUCCUUUUUCCUGGUUUUUUUUUUUUUUUU